UCCAUUGUUCAAGUAUUUAUUAGAAGCUUCGUUGCUUCCUAUUUCCAACCCAAAGACAAGAAAAAUAACACUGGUUUCUGGGUAAAGGCUAUCUGCAGAAACAAGAAGAUGUUGAGUUUAAGGCAGUCAAGUUUUCCUUUCUCCAAGCCUGAGGGCAAAUUCUCUACUGAAGAGAGUCGAUUGGCCUAUGCCAAACUAGAGAAAGAGUGGUCCCAGCUUAUGAAAUCGCUUCCAGAUGCAAAGGAUAAUGAUGAAGAAGAUGAGGAGUCUGAAGGUGAGGAAUCUGAAGUCGAGGAAUCUGAAGCUGAAGAAUUUGAAGCCGAAGAAGAAUCUGAAACUGAGGAAUCUGAAGCCGAUGAAUCUGAAGUCGAUGAAUCUGAAGUUGAGGAAUCUGAAGUCGACGAAUCUGAAGUUGAAGAAUCUGAAGCUGAGGAUAUAAAUUCUGAGGAAUCUGAAGCCGAAGAUAUAAAUUCUGAAUCUGAUGCCGAGGAUUCAGAUGAAGAGCCACCAAGGAACCUCACGGGUAUCAAUCAAAACAUGCGUAAUUUGUCUAUGCCGAGACAGGACAAAGCAAACUACGCAUGAAUGAAUAUUCAUGGUUAUGGACUCGCGAAGAAGGAGAACUUCUCAUAAUGUUAAUAUGUAGCAUAAACUACAGUCAAUGGCUGUAGCUUAAUUAGAAUAAAUUGCAAACUCAAACUCAAUACCUCUACAACCUUAUCGUCAUUCUCUUAAAUAAUUUGAGUUUAAUGUUGUCGUUUAAUAUCUAUACAAUCGACCAUUAACUUGGUUUGGAUGGUGGUUUGUUAGGUUAUGUGGUAUAAUUAUUAUUGUGUGCUUCUAUGACU
This is a messenger RNA of Vigna angularis (adzuki bean), 848 nucleotides long. RefSeq lists its product as uncharacterized. The coding region runs from base 109 to 585 and encodes 158 amino acids. The record is from RefSeq and is a predicted model, not a curated record. The transcript has 7 exons. NCBI's taxonomy places the organism in Eukaryota, Viridiplantae, Streptophyta, Magnoliopsida, Fabales, Fabaceae.